CAGCGCCAGGUUUUAAAGCCAUCUCUAAUCUAUCGCAACCAUACCUCAGUGAUCGCACCGCAGAAUGAAGUAGCUAGUGGGAAUAGAAACACUAUGGCUGCCAGUCUCUCCCUGACUCAGGUAACCAUGUAUUUUAACUCAAAACUAAUUGUGAUUAGUGUGUAGGUGUCUUCUUGUUGUGCCAAUUAAUUUGAGGACUGUCGGUGGAUUUUGACAUUAAAACGGGUGUGCCCCGCGGUCUCUUUAACUCUUUGAUUUGGAAGUUCUUCCCAACCUAGCUAGCUAGCUAUGACUGGGAAAAGUUUUGCCUCGUCUCUUGGGGACUGCAUAAGUAAGGGCGUAGUUAGCUAGCUAGGCUAACAGUAGCUACUUGUGUAGUGUCAAUUUCGGAAUGGGUUGGAUAAGUUGUUAGCUAGCUAGCUAGAACUUUUGCGUACAGUAAAGUAGUUUGUUUCUUUUGAUUCUAUUAACUUAAUUGCCUUUGCUGAAUCUUGAAAUAAAAGUACUGUCGAUAAGAAAAAAGUGAAUUUGCUGUUCCCCAUGGUGUUGUUCGACUGUCAAAAUUGCUUUGCAAUAGGAACGUUAGCUAGCUAACUAAUGAUACCAGUUUGCACUCAAAGUAGUAUGCUGUGUGAACUAGUCAGCUAGCUAGCCAGUUUAGUAAAGCUAGCUAGCUUAGCAAAGCUAGCUAGUCAGUUAGUUAGCAACAUAGAGUUGGCUAGAUAGCUGCAACCCACUUUAGCUACUCGCUGGGUUAGUUAACGUUAUUGUAUUGGGUAGGGGAUAUAAAGUCAGCGUUAUGUAGCUAACUAGCUAUCCAGUUGUAAUAGUUUGCAUUGUCAGUUUAGAUUUUUUUUAAUUAAAUUUGUUAGCUUCCUAUCAUCACAGCUAGCUAGUGAGAAGAGGAACUAGCUGCCCGUUGUCCGAUAUGAUACCUCUGCCACACACUGGCCAGCUAUGCUGCAGACCUAUGUUUUGGUUAUCAUAUUGACAUUUAGGAUAGGUUGUAUGGCUUAUAAAUUGUGAGUGUGGAAAUUAUUUGCCAGUGUUGUAUUGCUAUUAGCUAAAUUUACUAGUUUAGCCAACAUCCUGACUAUGGUCAAGGACUGUCAUCUGAUGAUAUUGUUAUUCUCAGCUAACUACAUAUUUUGACUGAAUCAUGCUUGCUUUAGCUAUACAUGUUACUAACUAGCUAUGUAAUUAUGCAAUGAUUCAUAUCUUUGUCUUAUGGAUUUUACAAUUUCUCACUAUAUGCAGUGACAUGUUCUUUACCUAGGCUAAGCUAUAACUGACCAAAAUGUGGAGUUUAGUCAGCUAACCAAAAGAUUGGGGCUGUUAGCUACACUUUGUGCAAUUUCUUGGCAGCUAGUUUCUUUUAUGCCUGUUAUGUUAGGUUACUAGACAGCAGGGCUGUGCAGAGGAAGAUAAGGGAUAGGACAAUAAAGUACUCAAGACACACCAGCACAGUAUAGUAUCUGCUGCGGUUUUGUGAAGAGAAUGAUUGGGAGUGUUCACUGCUGUGCAAUUAGUCACACAAAGAUUGUGUUUAGGCCGCCAACACUUCCAGUCACACAAUUGUUUGCAAAAGAAAAUGGGGAGGGGAGGGCUGGGGAAAGGUAAAUAGUGAAUAAUUAUCAGAUUAUGAAUUGACUAUUAAAGUAUGAGGCAAUGUCAUUAUGUGCUUUUCAAUGAGCUAGAUCUAUAUGUUUUAUAAAGCCUUUAUAAUCAUCAUAUGCUAUUGUAAAGUUGCACUUUGUUCAAAUUUGACAUUAACAUUUGAUUUAGUAAAAGUACAGAGAAGAGCAUGUCCAAUAUUGAGCCUAUUCACAGAAACAGCUCUUACUGGUACAACACUCUCAUUGUGGAUGCAUCAUCAGAAACCACAGGAAGUAAAUAUCAGGAAGUCCAGCUCAUCAGCAGACUAUACCCCCCACCCAUCCCUUUAUUACAUUACUUGAGAGGAGCCAUUUGUACUAGAACAGUAAACAAGAUGCUAUAGUGCCUGUCUCGUUUAUAUUAUCAUAGGCAGAUGACUGUCUUCUCCUGAUCUGAUUGUAUACAUAGGCUAGGCUAUUUGUUUGAUUCAUUGUGUAAAAUAUGUGCUAGUGUAGGCUACUUCGUUUAGCCUGUUCGUUGGACUAAGCUUUCUACUUUUCAAACAACUUGGUUUCCAGAGGCACACACAGUACUGAUGUACACAUUGCCAGCCUGUGGAUGUAUUAGCCUAAAUGGCAUUCAAACACUGUCUUGGUAUUUCAUGAAAGAGUAACUGGAAUAGACACACUGAGUAAUAACUAUUAAGAUGAACAUGAUGGGACUGGAUAAGAGCGUCUGCUAAAUGACGUAAAUGUAAAUGCGAAAUGCUCAGAGUAAACCUAUUGAUUUCCUGAAGAGUAAAUAUUCCUGUCUGUAGUGUAUUUGCCUUAAUUUUUGGCAGCUGUAAUGGCAAUGUACUACAGCUUUGGCCAGAAGUCAAACAACCACUUGUGGAUCUCAGCUAGUUGGUCUACUGUGAGUGUACUGUGUUCUAGACAGUGGACUGGUUAUUUAACUAGCUGAUGCUUGCACAGAUUGAGAUGUAGGCUUAGACCUAGCUUUAUUUAACGGCUUAUCUUUUUCUAUUCAGAAGUCCUAUCCUAUGCUUUCUAGCUUUUGCAGUUUGGUUGAUGUUGGCGGUUUUUAUGAUCAGAAAAUGUAUGUAGUAUUUUAUGUCUAUCUCCACAGCUCUCAAGUGGAAAUCCUGUCUAUGAAAAAUACUAUCAACAGGUAAGGGGUCUUUUUCUGAUUUAUUAUUGUGAAAAGCCUAUGGGCAGAUUCCAUGAUUUACUAAAGCAGGUAGUACCUAGGUUUUAAGCUGAGUAAAAGAGAAUCUGUCCUUUCGAUGGUCUGUCAGGGCUGUUCAGAUGAGGACACCAGAUAGAAUUGGAAAUGCUGUUCCGCAUUAGCUAGCAACUGCAGAGCUGCGCUGAACAUGUCUCCAGGCUUUUCUCCACUCUGUGAUCUACUCUGUGCUAGAGGAAGCUUCUUUAUGAAUUAAUGAUAACUAUUUGCUAACCCUGGCAGUGCAGGCUCUAAGAGGGCUAAGUAAAAUGGUUAGACACUGCAAUGGGAAAAUGUGAUGGAUUAAGGCCUCCCAUGAUCUCAAAGUAUUAGCCUAUACUCAAGCGUACCUGUUUAUUCAAUGGAAUGGAAUCUUAUUUGGUGCUAAAUCAGCACAAACUGGCUGGAGAUCUGGUGCUUUUACUGGCUAGUUCUUCUUUCUAGUGUUUACUUGUUUUGCCCGGUGGUGUAGGUUGACCCGUCUGGUAGUGGACGGGUGGCAGCUGCUGAUGCAGCCUUGUUCCUGAAGAGAUCAGGCCUAGCAGACCUCGUCCUGGGCAAGGUAAGAUAAGAGGACACAGCUCAUGGCCAGACAUCAAGCUAUGGAACUUAUCCAGUAUGGUAGUUUGUGGGAAUCUCUGUGUGACUGAUGUCAUUUAACUGAUUUAAAAAUCUCUUCUUAGAUCUGGGAUUUGGCAGAUUCAGAACGCAAGGGGUGCCUUAACAAACAGGUAGGCCAACUUUUAGGUAGUAGAUUUCCAAUGUCAUGUUAGAAGUAUUCCAAAGAUUCCUUGAAUGAAGUAAGGUUUAUGACAUAACCACAAUAUACUUAUUGUCUCUGCUCCCAUCAGCAAUUCUUCAUUGCUCUCCGGUUGGUGGCCUGUGCCCAAAAUGGACUGGAGGUGGCACUCAAGAGUCUCAGUUUGGCAGCCCCCCCCCCAAAGUUUGUGAGUACAAUCAUCACUGACACCAAGACGAAAACCUGCCAACUUUAUCAUGCUGACAACUUUUUACUGCCUUUUCCUUAUAUCUGAAAGGUAUUGCUGGUAACAAAGCCUGUACUUUCGUUUGCACCAACUGCCUCAGUAUAAAACAUCGCCUUUCAUCUUACCGGCUUUGGCACGCAUUAAAUCUUGAAAGUUCUAUUAUUGUCCGACAUCAAACUUGUCCUCGUUAAUCACAAAGCUUCACAGAAAUGCUUUUAAUGCAUUUAUUCUCUCAAUUUAAAUGUGUGUGUGUGUAUAUAUAUAUACUGAACAAAAAUAUAAACCCAACAUGUAAAGUGGUGGUCCCAUGUUUCAGGAGCAGAAAUAAAGAUCCCAGAUAUGUUCCAUACGCACAAAAAGCUUAUUUGUCUCAAAUUUUGUGCACAAACAUCCCUGUUAGUGAGCAUUUCUCCUUUGCCAAGAUAAUCCAUCCACCUGACAGGUGUGGCAUAUCAAGAAGCUGAUUAAACAGCAUGAUCAUUACACAGGUGCACCUUGUGCUGUGGACAAACAAAUAUGAAAAUGAAUGCACUCACUACUGUAAGUCGCUCUGGAUAAGAGCAUCUGCUAAGUGACUAAAAUGUAAAAAUAGGACAAUAAAAGGCCACUCUAAAAUGUGCUGUUUUGUCACACAACACAAUGCCACAUAUGUCUCAAGUUUUGAGGGAGUGUGAAAUUGGCAUGCUGACUGCAGGAAUGUCCACCAGAGCUGUUGCCAGAUAAUUAAAUGUUCAUUUCCCUACCAUAAGCCGCCUCCAACAUCGUUUUAGAGAAUUUGGUAGUACGUCCAACCGGCAUCACAACCGCAGACCACGUGUAACAACGCCAGCCCAGGACCUCCACAUCAGGCUUCUUCACCUGUGGGAUCGUCUGAGACCAGCCACCCAGACAGCUGAUGAAACUGUGGGUUUGCACAAUCGAAGAAUUUCUGCACAAACUGUCAGAAACUGUCUCAGGGAAUUAUCCUUAAUAUAAAAUAUGUGUGUUGACUGUGAUCAGGGCAUGGGAAUGUAAAUGUAGUGUCUGUUUAAUAAACUAAAUAACGUGCAAUUGAUUUCAUUUGCAUGGCACAGCCAUGUCGCCUAUAGGCUGCACAGACAAGUAACAUCAUUAAACUCAAAAUAUGCUAUUCUAUUCUUUUGAAAAUAAAUGUUCUUAGUCUUAAUGUUUCUUAAGACCUGCCUAAAUGACUUCAUAAUUUAUUUAUUUGUGUUGGUGUAUAUUCAAGGGAUUUAUUCAAAUAGACACCUACCCGCAUUGGCACACUCCUACUCCCACUCCUCACCGGUGGCGGCAUGCGCAUGGGAUGUGUAAAAGGCUUAUACAUUUACAUUUUAGUAAUUUAGCAGAAGCCUUAUUCCGGCAAGAAUGUUGUAAAAAUGGGACUGUUUGAAAGGGGAUCAUGUAAACAUUGGCCGAAUUUUUUUUUUUUGUAAAAAAUAUUUUUAUUUUAUUAUUAUUUUUACAGGCAGCAUACUGUAAAUCCUGUAUGUAAUAAGCAAAUGUUUGGUUUAUAAGCCAAGUUUAUACGUUUAUGGGCUUUGAGCUGAAAAGGUCACCUUUGUUGAUGAUGCAACGCCUUUUCUCCUCAGCAUGACACAAGCAGCCCACUUCUACCUGGGGGAGUGUCCAUUGAUGGCCCAUGGGUGGUCAAGGUGAGGGGAACUUAUUACUAUUUCUUUAAGAGUGUAGCCUGGUCAUUUUGUCCUGUUCCCUUUAUAAUGAAAGCAGAAACAAAGAGUGGAUGACACAUUUUAUUUGAACAUUUACCUCAUUCAAAUCCAUUUUUCAAAGCCAUUUAAGGGGAGUGCUGAACUUCGCAAAAUCCACCUGAUUACUUUUAUCUGAAGUAGAAAUUAUGCUUGAAUCAUGCACCUAUAUCAUGUCUCUAUAUGACUUUCCAGACGGAAGAGAAGCUGAAAUUUGAUGCCAUCUUCGACAGCCUCUCCCCCGUUAGUGGCAUGCUCUCUGGGGAGAAGGUCAAACCAGUUUUGCUGAACUCUAAACUUCCAGUGGACGUACUGGGAAGGGUAAGCAGCAUAUCAUAUCUACAGGGCUCAUAAUUAAUUAGUUUUGGUGGCCAUCAGAGUAAAUGCGUAUGCCCAGUUGUCCACUGGGUGGUGGUCUUGUGUUUUUAAACACAGCCGCUGCUUUUAAAAGGCUUGACUGGGUUGUUAUUUGUGACAUAACAUUGAUCUGCUUUUAGUCUACGACUGGUCUAUUUUACCGACUAGAUAAAUGUUUUGAACUCAUUGCUAAAUGUACUGAAUUCCCUAAAUGUUGCAGGUAUGGGAACUGAGUGACCUAGACAGAGAUGGUAUGCUCGACCGAGAUGAGUUUGCUGUGGUAAGGAAUAUAUUUAUCAUUAAAGUGGAAAGGAAUGAGGAAAGUCAUGCAGUAGAAAUGUAGUCUGUCAAUAACAGCCAACUUGUUUUUAUAUAUAUAUAUAUAUAUAUAUAUAUAUAUUUAUUACACUGCCCUUGAUGAGCCCAUGUUCUGGAUAGCCUUCUCCAGCUUUUAUUUAUAUUUCAUCAAUAUUUGUUUGCACUCAUGUACACUUGGCUUCAAGGUGUCCUUGCUUUCUAUCAAGGAUCCUGUAUCUCAAAAUGGAGCACUGUUUGAAUCAGGGUUGCGCUAUAUUUGAAGUUCUCACAUUUAAUGAACGCAUGCACUUAUGUAAUGGCCAGAUGCUUGCUGUCAAAUCUUUAGGAUGUGGCAAGGCUGAAAUGUGGACUGUAAGAUUUAGUGUGUGCUUCUCAAAUAAAAUACUUUUUUUGUAAAUAUUGGACUUCCCUGAUCUUAUAUUGAAAUGACAUGAUAGGCAGAUUUAUGUAUGUGUAUUUAUGUCUGUUCUGCUCUAUUAGGCCAUGUACCUGGUCUACAGAGCUCUGGAGGGGGAGCCCGUGCCCAUGUCUCUACCUGCUCCUCUAGUGCCCCCCUCCAAGAGGAAAAAGCCCACUGUCUCUGUACCCCCUGUGAUGCCCCUUUUACCCUCACCCCCCUCCAUCAAAGAGAGCCGUUCCUCCCUUUCAGGGUCCAAAACCCUGCCCUCCAAACCAGCAGUGACCCCAGUCACAGUGAGUAUAAUAUUCAUCCCAGUAUGAAGGUAUGAAAGUGGGACGGCAAGACCUAAUCCAUAUCUCUAUAACCAUCCUGUCCCCUCUGUCUCUUCAGUGGGCUGUAUCUCCUCCAGACAAAGCCAAGUAUGACGAGGUGUUUGCAAAGACAGCUCUUGACGUGGAUGGGCUGGUGUCUGGGCCUGAAGUCAGAGAUAUCUUCUUAAAGACUGGCUUGCCCUCUGCCACACUAGCACACAUCUGGUAAGAUUCAGGGAACAGUUUCUUAGAUAACAUGGGGUGCCUGGCUGCCUGCACUUGAAUUUACUAAUGUAACAUGGACAUUGGUUAUACAGGGCUGCUUUCUGGACCCUGAGUAAGCCAAUUCCUGGCCUAAAAAUAAGAAGAUUUUCCAUUGAGCAGGUCUAGCCUUCAUAUGGGUCUGUGAAACCGGCCCAUAGUUUUAGUCAAUUUUAUGCCCAUUGCCGGAAGGGUAAAUGGAUCUUUUAGUUGUGUAAUGUGGUCAACUGUGUUCCACAGGGAGCUCUGUGACAUUGGGGACAUGGGGAAGCUAACCAGGGAACAGUUUGCGCUAGCGCUGCAUCUAAUUAACCAGAAACUGACCAAGGGUGUGGACCCACCCCAGAACCUCUCUCCUGAAAUGAUCCCUCCCUCAGACAGACUGAGCCUAGCAGCCACGCAGGUAACUCAUUCCUAUCAUCCUGUACCAUUUAACCCCCUCUUAGACAUCCAAUAAUCACAAACUGUGAAUAUCUUGUUUGAAUCGGGUGUAUUUCUCUAUAAAGAAUGACUAGGAGUUGUGUAUUUUGAUGAAUAGGCUACUUGAUGGUGAUGUAGAUUUGAAAACUGAUAUUUCCUGACGUUUUACUAAUCGUUUCCUUCCCUUCUCCUGUGGUGUGGGUUUUUGUGUUCUAGCUUGCUGCUGUGUCUCUGACCCUGUCUGUGUAUGCUGUCUCUUUGCGUUCUUCCUCAUGACUCAUGCAUUGUACACAAGGUGGGAUCUCCCUCUAGCUGGGGACUCCUGAGUGUUAGCUUCACUGUGUCUCCCGCUUAACCCCUGGCAGUGUCACCCACCCAUGUACCUACCCCUUCCUACCCUUUGUUUUUCUCCUAGUUCAAGUAGUCAUUUUAGUGCCCUCCUUAUCCAUCUGUGUUUGCAUGUAGAUGUGCUUUCAGUGUUCAUGCAUUUCUUAAUCUCCCAUCUUGUAUGGGUAAUUUUGUGCAUCUUAUAUAUUCAGCAAAAUGGGUUUGAUUUAACUGGCGAGAUUAAAUCAGUUGCCAUUUUAGCUGGAGGCUCAUAUUUACGUUAUUCCACGUCGUGUUUGCCAUUCUGUCAAUUUAAUGUUUAGACAUUGUGUAUAUGUUGUAGGGUCAGUAAAGCGCGUGAAUGUAAACAAAUCGUUUGCUUUGAAUGAUCUCUCCCCACCAGAGCAACGCAGCAAAUCUGGCAGCAGACUUUUCUGCCAUCAAGGAACUGGACUCACUCAGCAAUGAGAUUGUCGACCUACAAAGGUGAGUGGCAAUCAUCAGAGUUGCAGGGCUCUACGCUGACCAAGGAGCAUGUGUCAUUUGAGGUAAUAAAGCUAGAAUCCUUAAUUUUUCAAGGCCCACUGGUGCUCCUAAAUAAACAUUCUAGGUCGCACAGCAAAAUAUUUAGACGCAUAUCCUUGUAAAAUGAUCACACUGUAGAGCGCUAAGUUGUAUUCGUCCAUGUACCCAAUUGUAUUUGAGAGAUGGGUUAGCUCUGGCUUUUUGUUGGUGUGUUGGAGCAAAUACAGUGGGGAAAAAAAGUAUUUAGUCAGCCACCAAUUGUGCAAGUUCUCCCACUUAAAAAGAUGAAAGAGGCCUGUAAUUUUCAUCAUAGGUACACGUCAACUAUGACAGACAAAUUGAGAUUUUUUUUUCCAGAAAAUCACAUUGUAGGAUUUUUUAUGAAUUUAUUUGCAAAUUAUGGUGGAAAAUAAGUAUUUGGUCACCUACAAACAAGCAAGAUUUCUGGCUCUCACAGACCUGUAACUUCUUCUUUAAGAGGCUCCUCUGUUCUCCACUCGUUACCUGUAUUAAUGGCACCUGUUUGAACUUGUUAUCAGUAUAAAAGACACCUGUCCACAACCUCAAACAGUCACACUCCAAACUCCACUAUGGCCAAGACCAAAGAGCUGUCAAAGGACACCAGAAACAAAAUUGUAGACCUGCACCAGGCUGGGAAGACUGAAUCUGCAAUAGGUAAGCAGCUUGGUUUGAAGAAAUCAACUGUGGGAGCAAUUAUUAGGAAAUGGAAGACAUACAAGACCACUGAUAAUCUCCCUCGAUCUGGGGCUCCACGCAAGAUCUCACCCUGUGGGGUCAAAAUGAUCACAAGAACGAUGAGCAAAAAUCCCAGAACCACAUGGGGGGACGUAGUGAAUGACAUGCAGAGAGCUGGGACCAAAGUAACAAAGCCUACCAUCAGUAACACACUACGCCGCCAGGGACUCAAAUCCUGCAGUGCCAGACGUGUCCCCCUGCUUAAGCCAGUACAUGUCCAGGCCCGUCUGAAGUUUGCUAGAGUGCAUUUGGAUGAUCCAGAAGAGGAUUGGGAGAAUGUCAUAUGGUCAGAUGAAACCAAAAUAGAACUUUUUGGUAAAAACUCAACUCGUCGUGUUUGGAGGACAAAGAAUGCCGAGUUGCAUCCAAAGAACACCAUACCUACUGUGAAGCAUGGGGGUGGAAACAUCAUGCUUUGGGGCUGUUUUUCUGCAAAGGGACCAGGAUGACUGAUCCGUGUAAAGGAAAGAAUGAAUGGGGCCAUGUAUCGUGAGAUUUUGAGUGAAAACCUCCUUCCAUCAGCAAGGGCAUUGAAGAUGAAACGUGGCUGGGUCUUUCAGCAUGACAAUGAUCCCAAACACACCGCCCGGGCAACGAAGGAGUGGCUUCGUAAGAAGCAUUUCAAGGUCCUGGAGUGGCCUAGCCAGUCUCCAGAUCUCAACCCCAUAGAAAAUCUUUGGAGGGAGUUGAAAGUCUGUGUUGCCCAGCGACAGCCCCAAAACAUCACUGCUCUAGAGGAGAUCUGCAUGGAGGAAUGGGCCAAAAUACCAGCAACAGUGUGUGAAAACCUUGUGAAGACUUACAGAAAACGUUUGACCUGUGUCAUUGCCAACAAAGGGUAUAUAACAAAGUAUUGAGAAACUUUUGUUAUUGACCAAAUACUUAUUUUCCACCAUAAUUUGCAAAUAAAUUCAUUAAAAAUCCUACAAUGUGAUUUUCUGGAAAAAAAAUUCUCAUUUUGUCUGUCAUAGUUGACGUGUACCUCUGAUGAAAAUUACAGGCCUCUCUCAUCUUUUUAAGUGGGAGAACUUGCACAAUUGGUGGCUGACUAAAUACUUUUCCCCCCCACUGUAACUACCCCUCUCUGAAGUAGGCCUCGCUUUGUCUCACCACAUUGGACUAUUUCUGGCAAUACACGGUACAGUUGUAAUGGUGUAAGUGGAAUCUUGUCUAAAGAGACCCACACACACGUUCCUGUUGAGGUGUGUUUUGCUGUCUAAUGCCAGAGCAGAUGGGGGGAGAUGGGAGGCUUACCAGCUGUCCUGGGACUGGGAGGCUGAGUGAGGAAGGAGAGAAGAGGGUCUCCAGAGGUUCGGUCUCUCUGUCUCUGUCUCUCUCUCUCGGUCUCUCUCGGUCUCUCUCGGUCUCUCGGUCUCUCUCUCUCUCUCUCUCUCUCUCUCUCGGUCUCUCUCUCUCUCGGUCUCUCUCUCUCUCUGAUGAGGGCUGACGGGGCAUUUGGGGAUGCUGGGAGGGUUGGUAACGCAGCUCAUUAAGACUAACACUGGGAUAGGCUUUUCCCUCUCUGUUUGAAUUGAGGAAGUGCAGACCAUCUUUUAUCAGCUGCAUACACAUCCCAUAGCUGCCCCACUACAGACAUAACAGCAGCAAGAUCACAGGGGAAAUGAAAUGGGUUUCUUUACAGUUUGUUGUUGUUACACUUCCCUUUUCUGGUAAGGAAAGAGUGAGAAAAUAAGUGUGAAAGUAGUAGUCUUAAUCAGUAUCUGCAUAGCAGCUGUACGUUUUGAAGUUUAUUAGGCAAGAUUAGGAGAAAAUGAGAAGGAUUUUAGAUUCAGAUUGAGGAUAGGACAGGAAGCAGCAAAUAUGUUUGUUUUUCGGUAUUGCUGUAAGUGUCAACGACAAGUUGCUGCUGUCCCUGGAGGAAGGUAAGCAUGCGCUACCCUUUUGGAGGGGCCAUGGAGGAAGGUAAGCAUGCGCUACCCUUUUGGAGGGGCCAUGGAGGAAGGGAAGCAUGCGCUACCCUUUUGGAGGGGCCAUGGAGGAAGGGAAGCAUGCGCUACCCUUUUGGAGGGGCCAUGGAGGAAGGGAAGCAUGCGCUACCCUUUUGGAGGGGCCAUGGAGGAAGGGAAGCAUGCGCUACCCUUUUGGAGGGGCCAUGGAGGAAGGGAAGCAUGCGCUACCCUUUUGGAGGGGCCAUGGAGUAAGCGGUGUAUUCUUCAGCUGAGAGCAAGAGGGGUGAGGGUGUCAUAGAUUUAGACUGGCUGUCUGAAACCAGAAUUCUGUUAUUUUGGGCUGUUAAAUUGGGAGAGAUGCUCCUAGGUGCAUGGGAUGUCUACAGAAGUCGUUUCUGGAUAGUUGCCAGUCAGGGCAUCUAAAUUAUACAGUCAGUGAAGUCGGUACUCCUGACUCGCACAUCUCCUACCUCACUUCAGCUUCUCGCUCCACUGGUCCUACACCAUGUCUCUACAUGUUUGGCUGUUGGUUGAAACGAAAGGCGGACAGAUGAAUUCUUCAUGUUGAUCAAAACAACAUUAUUAUGAAUUAUAUUUGAUUAAUGUGAACUGUGGAAAUGCGAAUGGAAAAAACAUACUUGGCAUUUUUUCAUUGUUUGAGUGAAUAAUUUUUUACGUUUACUAUUCUAUUGGCCAGCCUUUUGGCACAUUUGAUGUUCUACCUUGCUAAAUGAAUGGCAUUGUUAUUGCCAUUUGAUAAAGAUCCAGGAGAAAGAUUUGGACUUGGUAGGGAGAGCAGAUUAUCCGAAGAGGCCCCGCCUAUUGUGCAAAUGUUCCCACUUACAAUGAGGGGAAAAAAGUAUUUGAUCCCCUGCUGAUUUUGUACAUUUGCCCACUGACAAAGAAAUUAUCAGUCUAUAAUUUUUAUGGUAGGUUUAUUUGAACAGUGAUAGACAGAAAUGUUAUACAUUGAUUUGCAUUUUAAUGAAGGAAAUAAGUAUUUGAUCCCUCUGCAAAACAUGACUUAGUACUUGGUGGCAAAACCCUUGUUGGCAAUCACAGAGGUCAGAAGUUUCUUGUAGUUGGCCACCAGGUUUGCACACAUCUCAGGAGGGAUUUUGUCCCACUCCUCUUUGCAGAUCUUCUGCAAGUCAUUAAGGUUUCGAGGCUGACGUUUGGCAACUUGAACCUUCAGCUCCCUCCACAGAUUUUCUAUGGGAUUAAGGUCUGGAGACUGGCUAGGCCACUCCAGGACCUUAAUGUGCUUCUUCUUGAGCCACUCCUUUGUUGCCUUGGCCAUGUGUUUUGGGUCAUUGUCAUGCUGGAAUACCCAUCCACGACCCAUUUUCAAUGCCCUGGCUGAGGGAAGGAGGUUCUCACCCAAGAUUUGACAGGUACAUGGCCCCGUCCAUCGUCCCUUUGAUGCGGUGAAGUUGUCCUGUCCCCUUAGCAGAAAAACACCCCCAAAGCAUAAUGUUUCCACCUCCAUGUUUGACGGUGGGGAUGGUGUUCUUGGGGUCAUAGGCAGCAUUCCUCCUCCUCCAAACAUGGCGAGUUGAGUUGAUGCCAAAGAGCUCGAUUUUGGUCUCAUCUGACCACAACACUUUCACCCAGUUCUCCUCUGAAUCAUUCAGAUGUUCAUUGGCAAACUUCAGACGGGCCUGUAUAUGUGCUUUCUUGAGCAGGGGGACCCUGCGGGCGCUGCAGGAUUUCAGUCCUUCACGGCAUAGUGUGUUACCAAUUGUUUUCUUGGUGACUAUGGUCCCAGCUGCCUUGAGAUCAUUGACAAGAUCCUCCCGUGUAGUUCUGGGCUGAUUCCUCACCGUUCUCAUGAUCAUUGCAACUCCACGAGGUGAGAUCUUGCAUGGAGCCCCAGGCCGAGGGAGAUUGACAGCUCUUUUGUGUUUCUUCCAUUUGAAAAUAAUCGCACCAACUGUUGUCACCUUCUCACCAAGCUGCUUGGCGAUGGUCUUGUAGCCCAUUCCAGCCUUGUGUAGGUCUACAAUCUUUUCCCUGACAUCCUUGGAGAGCUCUUUGGUCUUGGCCAUGGUGGAGAGUUUGGAAUCUGAUUGAGUGUGCUCCUAUUCUCAGCUCGUUACCUGUAUAAAAGACACCUGGGAGCCAGAAAUCUUUCUGAUUGAGAGGGGGUCAAAUACUUAUUUCCCUCAUUUAAAAUGCAAAUUAAUUUAUAACAUUUUUGACAUGCGUUUUUCAGGAUUAUUUUGUUAUUCUGUCUCUCACUGUUCAAAUAAACCUACCAUUAACAUUAUAGACUGAUCAUGUCUUUGUCAGUGGGCAAACGUACAAAAUCAGCAGGGGAUCAAAUACUUUUUUCCCUCACUGUAUCCCAAUCCUCUGCUCCCUCUGUUUUACCUUGUCAUCUGACCAUGCAGGAAAGGGAUGGGAUGGGAGGAUGAACAGACAGGGAAACGAACGAUGGGAGGUAUAGAGCUUCAUCCCUCCCCCUUUCUCUCUAAGCUGAAUCAUCUGACACUUCCUCCAGGCAGCCACACACAGUCCUACCCCUCUCUCUCUGCUCUCCCAUCUGCCAGAACACACACACACACAGACCCUCUCUCGCUCAAGGCUGUUGCUGCAUGCAUUGGUCAUUCGGUGUGGUCUGCUACAGGAUCAGGAUGGUAGUGCAGGGAGAGGAGCUGUCGUCUGGGGCUGGGGAAGAUUGUAGAGAUGGUGGUGGGGUGGUAGCCUGGCUGGGGGUGCCCUCGGUCUCCACGGUGAUUAAAUACUCAUGUCUGCUGUGCUGGUCUUCCAGGGAGAAGAGCAACGUGGAACAGGAAAUUAAAGAGCAGGAGGAGAGCAUCAGAGAAAGGACCAGUGAAGUCCAGGUACAGUAAACGUGCUGCCUGCAUGCCUCAACUCUCUCACUGCCCUUCUAUUGUUUCAGUUCAUUUCAUCCACUUCAUGACUGUGUUGUCUGUAAAUUGAUUUUCUAUUGGUUUUAUAAAUACAUUUUCUUAUGUCAAAUCAGUCUACUGUUCAGCUGCUCUUGUUGAAUUUGUUAGAGGUGGUCUGCUUGAAUCUGUUAGGCUAUGAAGCUAUGGCUGAGCAGCAGAGACAAACAUACCCUCCCUGUCUGAGUCAGAGCCACUGGUUCUAUAUACAUCUAUAUUGCACCAUGUUGACGUUGAUGUUUUAUGAUGUUGAUGAUCUCAAUUGCGCGAGCUGAACUGAUGCGAUGUAGCCUCAAGCUGUAUAGUUCUUGCUUCAGUGAUACAUUUUGACAGAAUUACCUCCAUGUUAUGAUCAAGGAUAUAAAUUGAUUUAUUAAUAUAACCUAUUUAGAGGAAGUGCAUACAUUAUUUACCAUUCAUUUCUAUUGGGCACAAAAUUAUCUGAAACAAACAGCAAAUGCAUCCAACAAGGUUGUAGAGUCACAAGCUUGAUGUAAUCAUUGCGUGCUAGGAAUAUCGGACCAAAUGCUAAACCUUUGACUACUUUAUUAUACCGAUAAUUGAAAAAUCUGUCAAUGUGCCCUUGAGCAAGGCACUUAACCCUAAUUGCUCCUGUAAAUCGCUCUGGAUAAGAGCGUCUGCUAAAUGACUAAAAUGAAAAUUUGCCCCAAUACUUUUGGUCCCAUAAAAUGGAGGGCACUAUGUACAACAAGUGCUGUAAUUUCUAAACGGUUCACCCGACAUGGAUGAAAAUACCCUCAAAUUGAAGCUGACAGUCUGGACUUUAACCUCCAUAGUUAUUGUAUAAUUUCAACAAAUGUGUCACUGUCCCAAUACUUUUGGAUCUAACUGUAUAUUAAAUUAUACUUUCAUAUCCUGUAAUCUGGGUCUGGCUAUCUUAUUAUUUUAUGCAAAUGCAUUUUUUUGAAAGUAUCACGUGUUCUUGAAUAAGCCAGUACCAUAGCAGAGGGGUAUCCGCUGUAAACCUGAUACCAGUCUCUAUUUAGUCAUUACUGGCUGUAUGAAUGUCAGGUUUAAUUAUCUCAUCCUCUCAGGUCCUGUUCUCUAUUGACCCACUCGCUCUGAGAGUACUUCAUUAACAUUUUAAACCCUUGUACACCUUUUAUAUUGCCAGUCUUGGCCACACUUGAACCCAAGUGAGCAAACUGUGUAGGAAUAUGGCAAUAUCACCCUGCAUUGAAUAUUUAGUUAUUUUCUGCUGUGUAUUUGUGAAAGGCUGCGCUUUCUCUGGUACUGUUUGCCAUUGGUGUGAAAGGCUGUCAUUAGACGGACAGCACUGUUUCCUCACCCAAGGGUUCACCUCAGCAAUGCCCAGUCACUGCCAAUUAGCCAGAAUUAAUAUAUUAAUAAUGGGAAAACUAGUCUGUUUUUCAAUAGGUAUAUGAGCAACUGAGAUUGGAUUAUACAGUGAAUAUUAAGGCCAAUGAGUAGUAUUCAAUAACUAUUUAACAUUUGCACAGUGAUCAGGAAUAAUUCUCCCUACAGUACAUGUAAAGUAAAUCAGUACUGUAAUUGCUGAAUAUUAAGUAUUCUAAGCAAAUAGGGAUCAAUAAACUAUUAGCUUUUUAAUAGGCUAGCCUUGAAUCCUUGGUACUUGUAGCACUCACACUUUAAUGAUUAGGAGAUGAGGGCAGGAGUGCCUUGCCACUGUGCUGGAGUUGGUCUGAUAAAUGGCUUCUAUUUUGGGCUGCGACUGCCUGGCUGCUUUAAACAGACAGAGCUUAGUGCAGCAGCUCCUCUGAAGAAACGGAGGAAGACAUUCAUCUGUUGUUCAUCCCUCAGAGCCUGUGCUGAGGAGUGGCUGAUUACACACACUUCCUCGAGAAACAUCAUGUGGGCAUAAACACUAAGUGUGAUGGUACUUUGGUGAAGCGCACGUUGAUUUUUUUUAUUCUGCUGCGGUGGAGCACCUCGUCAAGGCUGAGCUAGUUUUUUUUUUAAAUAUCUGUCACUAUAUUCUGGCAGUCAUAAUGGAUUGACUCUGACUCCUCUCUGCACACUCUGCUCAGUCAAACGCUACUCCCACAUGUGUGCCUCUGCUCCUUUUCUCACGUCUUUCUCUGGAUGUUGUGACUGUUAUCCCUGCCCUCCUCAGGAACUGCAGAAUCAGGUGCAGAAGGAGAGCGGGGAGCUGCAGCGGCUGCAGUCUCAGCGCCAGGAGGUCCAGGAUGCUCUGGAGGAGCUGGACCAGCAGAAGACCACUCUGGAGGAGCAGCUUGGUCACAUCCGCCAGCAGUGCAGCCAUGAGAACCAGCUGGUGAGACUACAGGACCUAUCAACCAACUACCACCUCACACAGCACCUGGAUCACCUUCAGAGAGGAACCAGUCAAUAGCAACUGCAUUUGGUGGUCAAAUGUACAUCUAGUCACAGUCAGAUUGUCCACCAUUUUGUUUUAACUAUUUUCUCACAUCUUGCAUCUCUUUCUGUGGUGUGUGUGUUUAGAUCUCGUCACUAGAGGCGGAGCACACGGAGCAGGAGCAGAGGAUAGAGGAGUACGAGGAGCAGCUGGUGCAGGCCAGAGAGGAGCUACUUCGGCUACAGGAGGAGAGCCAACAGUUGGAGGAGAAGGUGCAGGCAGCACGGGAGCAGUUCACUCCCUUGCAGGAGUUUGUCAAGGACUCCUACUCUCAGGUGAGUCUACUUUGACUCACCAUCAUUACUAUCACGGUUGUGGCAAAGAUUGUAAAUGGAGAGAUCAAAACAUGAUUGAGAGAGAAUGCUUGGUAGGAUGACAUGCGAUUUAUUGGUGAGCGAAUGUUAUAUUUAGAUUUUAUAAAUUGCAUGUCAUGCUACCAAGCGUUCUCUUUCAUCAAUCAUGUUUGGUUCUCUCCAACCCAAGUAUAUAUGUAUGUACAGUUGAAGUAGGAAGUUUACAUACACUUAUGUUGGAGUCAUUAAAACUCGUUUUUCAACCACUCCACAAAUGUCUUGUUAACAAACUAUAGUUUUGGAAGGUCGGUUAGGACAUCUACUUUGUGCAUGACACAAGUAAUUUUUCCAACAAUUGUUUACAGACCGAUUAUUUCACUUGUAAUUCACUGUAUCACAAUUCCAGUGGGUCAGAAGUUUACAUACACUAAUUUGACUGUGCCUUUAAACAGCUUGGAAAAUUCCAGAAAAUGAUGUCAAUUAGCCUAUCAGAAGCUUCUAAAGCCAUGACAUCAUUUGAGUCAAUUGGAGGUGUACCUGUGGAUGUAUUUCAAAGCCUACCUUCAAACUCAGUGCCUCUUUGCUUGAUAUCAUGGGAAAAUCAAAAGAAAUCAGCCAAGACCUCAGAAAAAAAAUUGUAGACCUCCACAGAUCUGGUUCAUCAAUGGGAGCAAUUUCCAAACGCCUGAAGGUACCACGUUCAUCUGUACAAACAAUAGUAUGCAAGUAUAAACACCAUGGGACCACGCAGCCGUCAAACCGCUCAGGAAGGAGACGCGUUCUGUCUCCUAGAGAUGAACGUACUUUGGUGCGAAAAGUACAAAUCAAUCCCAGAACAACAGCAAAGGACCUUGUGAAGAUGCUGGAGGAAACAGGUACAAAAGUAUCUAUAUCCACAGUAAAACGAGUCCUAUAUCCGAGUCCUAUAUAGGCCGCUCAGUAAGGAAGAAGCCACUGCUCCAAAACGGCCAUAAAAAAGACAGACUAUGGUUUGCAACUGCACAUGGGGACAAAGAUCGUACUUUUUGGAGAAAUGUCCUCUGGUCUGAUGAAACAAAAGUAGAACUGUUUGGCCAUAAUGACCAUCGUUAUGUUUGGAGGAAAAAGGGGGCUGCUUGCAAGCCGAAGAACACCAUCCCAACCGUGAAGCACGGAGGUGGCAGCAUCAUGCUGUGGGGGUGCUUUGCUGCAGGAGGGACUGGUGCACUUCACAAAAUAGAUGGCAUCAUGAGGAAGGAAAAUUAUGUGGAUAUAUUGAAGCAACAUCUCAAGACCAGUCAGGAAGUUAAAGCUUGUCGCAAAUGGGUCUUCCAAAUGGACAAUGACCCCAAGCAUACUUCCAAAGUUGUGGCAAAAUGGCUUAAGGACAACAAAGUCAAGGUAUUGGAGUGGCCAUCACAAAGCCCUGACCUCAAUCCUAUAGAAAAUGUGUGGGCAGAACUGAAAAGGUGUGUGCGAGCAAGGAGGCCUACAAACCUGACUCAGUUACACCAGCUCUGUCAGGAGGAAUGGGCCAAAAUUCACCCAACUUAUUGUGGGAAGCUUGUGGAAGGCUACCCGAAACGUUUGACCCAAGUUAAACAAUUUAAAGGCAAUGCUACCAAAUACUAAUUAAGUGUAUGUAAACUUGUGACCCACUGGAAUUGUGAUACAGUGUAUUAUAAGUGAAAUAAUCUGUCUGUAAACAAUUGUUGGAAAAAUGACUUGUGUCAUGCACAAAGUAGAUGUCCUAACCGACUUGCCAAAACUAUAGUUUGUUAACAAGAAAUUUGUGGAAUGGUUGAAAAACGAGUUUUAAUGACUCCAACCUAAGUGUAUGUAAACUUCCGACUUCAACUGUAUGUAUGUGUGUAUAUAUGUAUGUAUACAUAUAUAUACAUACAGUGGGGAGAACAAGUAUUUGAUACACUGCCGAUUUUUGCAGGUUUUCCUACUUACAAAGCAUGUAGAGGUCUGUAAUUUUUAUCAUAGGUACACUUCUACUGUGAGAGACAGAUUCUAAAACAAAAAUCCAGAAAAUCACAUUGUAUGAUUUUUAAGUAAUUAAUUUGAAUUUUAUUGCAUGACAAAAGUAUUUGAUACAUCAGAAAAGCAGAACUUAAUAUUUGGUACAGAAACCUUUGUUUGCAAUUACAGAGAUCAUACGUUUCCUGUAGGUCUUGACCAGGUUUGCACACACUGCAGCAGGGAUUUUUGCCCACUCCUUCAUUCAGACCUCCUCCAGAUCCUUCAGGUUUCGGGGCUGUCGCUGGGCAAUACGGACUUUCAGCUCCCUCCAAAGAUUUUCUAUUGGGUUCAGGUCUGGAGACUGGCUAGGCCACCCAGGACCUUGAGAUGCUUCUUACGGAGCCACUCCUUAGUUGCCCUGGCUGUGUGUUUCGGGUCGUUGUCAUGCUGGAAUACCCAUCCACGAACCAUUUUCAAUGCCCUGGCUGAGGGAAGGAGGUUCUCACCUAAGAUUUGAAGUUACAUUGCCCCGUCCGUCGUCCCUUUGAUGCGGUGAAUUUGUCCUCUCCCCUUAGCAGAAAAACACCCCCAAAGCAUAAUGUUUCCACCUCCAUGUUUGACGGUGGGGAUGGUGUUCUUGGGGUCAUAGGCAGCAUUCCUCCUCCUCCAAACACGGCGAGUUGAGUUGAUGCCAAAGAGCUCGAUUUUUGUCUCAUCUGACCACAACACUUUCACCCAGUUCUCCUCUGAAUCAUUCAGAUGUUAAUUGGCAAACUUCAGACGGGCCUGUAUAUGUGCUUUCUUGAGCAGGGGGACCUUGCGGGCGCAGCAGGAUUUCAGUCCUUCACGGCGUAGUUACCAAUUGUUUUCUUGGUGACUAUGGUCCCCGCUGCCUUGAGAUCAUUGACGAGAUCAUUGACAAGAUCCUCCAGUGUAGUUCUGGGCUGAUUCCUCACCGUUCUCAUGAUCAUUGCAACUCCACGAGGUGAGAUCUUGCAUGGAUCCCCAGGCCGAGGGAGAUUUGACAGUUCUUUUGUGUUUCUUCCAUUUGCGAAUAAUCGUACCAGCUGUUGUCACCUUCUCACCAAGCUGCUUGGCGAUGGUCUUGUAGCCCAUUCCAGCCUUGUGUAGGUCUACAAUCUUGUCCCUGACAUCCUUGGAGAGCUCUUUGGCCUUGGCCAUGGUGGAGAGUUUGGAAUCUGAUUGAGUGUGCUCCUAAUCUCAGCUCGUUACCUGUAUAAAAGACACCUGGGAGCCAGAAAUCUUUCUGAUUGAGAGGGGGUCAAAUACUUAUUUCCCUCAUUAAAAUGCAAAUCAAUUUAUAACAUGCAUUUUUCUGGAUUGUGUUGUUAUUCUGUCUCUCACUGUUCAAAUAAACCUACCAUUAAAAUUAUAGACUGAUCAUUUUUUUGUCAGUGGGCAAACGUACAAAAUCAGCAGGGGAUCAAAUACUUUUUUCCCUCACUAUACGUAUGUAUGUAUGUAUGUAUGUAUGUGUGUGUGUGUGUGUGUGUGUGUGUAUGUAUGUAUGUAUAUACACACACACACACACACACACACACACACACACACACACACACACUACCGUUCCAAAGUUUGGGUUCACUUAGAAAUUUCCUUGUUUUCGAAAGAAAAGCUAAAUGUUUUGUCCAUUAAAAUAACAUAAUGAAUGCAUGCGUGCACACACACACACACACACACACACACACACACACACACACACACACACACACUACCGUUCCAAAGUUUGGGUUCACUUAGAAAUUUCCUUGUUUUCGAAAGAAAAGCUAAAUGUUUUGUCCAUUAAAAUAACAUAAUGAAUGCAUGCGUGCACACACACACACACACACACACACACACACACACACACACACAGUACCAGUCAAAAGUUUGGACACACCUACUCAUUCAAGGGUUUUUCUUUAUUUUAACUAUUUGUAGAAUAAUAUUGAAGACCUCAAAACUAUGAAAUAACACACAUGGAAUCAUGUAGUAAACAAAUCAAAAUAUAUUUGAGAUUCUUCAAAUAGCCAACCUUUGCCUUGAUGACAGCUUUGCACACUCUUGGCAUUCUCUCAACCAGCUUCACCUGGAAUGCUUUUCCAACAGUCUUGAAGGAGUUCCCACAUAUGCUGAGCACUUGUUGGCUGCUUUUCCUUCACUCUACGGUCUGACUCAUCCCAAACCAUCUCAUUUGGGUUGAGGUCGAGGGAUUGUGGAGGCCAGGUAAUCUGAUGCAGCACUCCAUCACUCUCCUUCUUUGUAAAAUAGCCCUUACACAGCCUGGAGGUGUGUUGUGUCAUUGUCUUGUUGAAAAACAUAUGGUAGUCUGUUAAAUGACUGUACAUGUAGUCCCACUAAGCCCAAGCUAGAUGGGAUGUCGUAUCGCUGCAGAAUGCUGUGGUAGCCAUGCUGGUUAAGUGUUCCUUGAAUUCUAAAUAAAUCACAGACAGUGUCACCAGCAAAGCACCCCCACACCAGAACACCACCUCCAUGCUUUACGGUGGGAAAUACACAUGCGGAUAUCAUCCAUUCACUCUCACAAAGACACGGCGGUUGGAACCAAAAAUCUCAAAUUUGGACUCCAGACCAAAGGACAUAUUUCCACCGGUCUAAUGUCCAUUGCUCGUGUUUCUUGGUCCAAGCAAGGCUCUUCUUAUUAUUGGUGUCCUUUUUAGUAGGGGUUUCAUUGCAGCAAUUCGACCAUGAAGGCCUGAUUUGCAGUGUUUAACACUUUUUUGGUUACUACAUGAUUUCAUAUGUGUUAUUUCAUAGUUUAUGUCUUCACUAUUAUUCUACAUUGUAAAAAUAAAUUAAAACCCUUCAAUGAGUAUGUAUGUGUGUGUGUGUGUGUGUAUAUGUGUGUGUGUGUGUGUAUAUAUAUAUAUAUAUAUAUAUAUAUAUAUAUAUAUAUAUAUAUAUAUAUAUAUAUAUAUAUAUAUAAUCUCACAAAAGUGAGUACACCCCUCACAUUUUUGUAAAUAUUUGAGUUUAUCUUUUCAUGUGACAACACUGAAGAAAUGACACUUUGCUACAAUGUAAAGUAGUGAGUGUACAGCUUGUAUAACAGUGUACAUUUGCUGUCCCUUCAAAAUAACUCAACACACAGCCAUUAAUGUCUAAACCACUGGCAACAAAAGUGAGUACACCCCUAAGUGAAAAUGUCCAAAUUGGGCCCAAUUAGCCAUUUUCCCUCCCCGGUGUCAUGUGACUCGUUAGUGUUACAAGGUCUCAGGUGUGAAUGGGGAGCAGGUGAGUUAAAUUUGGUGUCAUCGCUCUCACACUCCCUCAUACUGGUCACUGGAAGUUCAACAUGGCACCUCAUGGCAAAGAACUCUCUUGAGGAUCUGAAAAAAAGAAUUGUUGCUCUACAUAAAGAUGGCCUGGGCUAUAAGAAGAUUGCCAAGACCCUGAAACUGAGCUGCAGCACGGUGGCCAAGACCAUACAGCGGUUUAACAGGACAGGUUCCACUCAGAACAGGCCUCGCCAUGGUCGACCAAAGAAGUUGAGUGCACGUGCUCAGCGUCAUAUCCAGAGGUUGUCUUUGGGAAAUAGAUGUAUGAGUGCUGCCAGCAUUGCUGCAGAGGUUGAAGGGGUGGGGGGUCAGCCUGUCAGUGCUCAGACCAUACGCCGCACACUGCAUCAAAUUGGUCUGCAUGGCUGUUGUCCCAGAAGGAAGCCUCUUCUAAAGAUGAUGCACAAGAAAGCCCGCAAACAGUUUGCUGAAGACAAGCAGACUAAGGACAUAGAUUACUGGAACCAUGUACUGUGGUCUGAUGAGACCAAGAUAAACUUAUUUGAUUCAGAUGGUGUCAAGCGUGUGUGGCGGCAACCAGGUGAGGAGUACAAAGACAAGUGUGUCUUGCCUACAGUCAAACAUGGUGGGGGGAGUGUCAUGGUCUGGGGCUGCAUGAGUGCUGCCGGCACUGGGGAGCUACAGUUCAUUGAGGGAACCAUGAAUGCCAACAUGUACUGUGACAUACUGAAGCAGAGCAUGAUCCCCUCCCUUCGGCGACUGGGCCGCAGGGCAGUAUUCCAACAUGAUAACGACCCCAAACACACCUCCAAGACGACCACUGCCUUGCUAAAGAAGCUGAGGGUAAAGGUGAUGGACUGGCCAAGCAUAUCUCCAGACCUAAACCCUAUUGAGCAUCUGUGGGGAAUUCUCAAACGGAAGGUGGAGGAGUGCAAGGUCUCUAACAUCCACCAGCUCCGUGAUGUCGUCAUGGAGGAGUGGAAGAGGACUCCACCAGAGCUUCACAGGUUGCCACUGAACUCCAUGCCCAAGAGGGUUAAGGCAGUGCUGGAAAAUGAUGGUGGCCACACAAAAUAUUGACACUUUGGGCCCAAUUUGGACAUUUUCACUUAGGGGUGUACUCACUUUUGUUGCCAGCGGUUUAGACAUUAAUGGAUGUGUGUUGUUAUUUUGAGGGGACAGCUAAUUUACACUGUUAUACAAGCUGUACACUCAAUACUUUACAUUGUAGCGAAGUGUCAUUUCUUCAGUGUUGACACAUGAAAAUAUAUACUCAAAUAUUUAUAAAAAUGUGAGGGGUGUACUCACUUUUGUGAGAUACUGUAAAUAUAUAUCUCCCAGCUCUCUCUCUCCCUUAUGUCCCUGUGCUCUCUCUACCUCUGUCUGUACUGAGGGCAGGUGCAACAGAAGCUGAGUGAUCUACAGUUGGAGGAGCGGACGGUCACGGCCCAGCUCAGUUGGAAGAAUGCCCUAGAGGAGGAUCCAGUGCUGGUGAACGGCUCAGCGGAGGAGCAGCACCAGGAGUACCAGCCUGAGGAGCUGAGAGUGGAGCCUCCAGCCAGCCAGCCACGGAUGGAGCCGGCUGAACCGAUAGAAGAAGAAGUAGAGGAGGAGGAUAGGCCUAAGACCCCAGAGGCCAAGUCUGAUGCCUUCGAAGACCUCUAUAACAGCCUAUCUUCCACUGUCUGGCCAGUACCACAGGACAACCUUGUGAAGGCAAUAUACACUGCUCAAAAAAAUAAAGGGAACACAAAAAUAACACAUCCUAGAUCUGAAUGAAUGAAAUAAUCUUAUUAAAUACUUUUUUCUUUACGUAGUUGAAUGUGCUGACAACAAAAUCACACAAAAAUUAUCAAUGGAAAUCAAAUGUAUCAACCCAUGGAGGUCUGGAUUUGGAGUCACCCUCAAAAUUAAAGUGGAAAACCACACUACAGGCUGAUCCAACUUUGAUGUAAUGUCCUUAAAACAAGUCAAAAUGAGGCUCAGUAGUGUGUGUGGCCUCCACGUGCCUGUAUGACCUCCCUACAACGCCUGGGCAUGCUCCUGAUGAGGUGGCGGAUGGUCUCCUGAGGGAUCUCCUCCCAGACCUGGACUAAAGCAUCCGCCAACUCCUGGACAGUCUGUGGUGCAACGUGGCGUUGGUGGAUGGAGCGAGACAUGAUGUCCCAGAUGUGCUCAAUUGGAGUCAGGUCUGGGGAACGGGAGGGCCAGUCCAUAGCAUCAAUGCCUUCCUCUUGCAGGAACUGCUGACACACUCCAGCCACAUGAGGUCUAGCAUUGUCUUGCAUUAGGAGGAACCCAGGGCCAACCGCACCAGCAUAUGGUCUCACAAGGGGUCUGAGGAUCUCAUCUCGGUACCUAAUGGCAGUCAGGCUACCUCUGGCGAGCACAUGGAGGGCUGUGCGGCCCCCCAAAGAAAUGCCACCCCACACCAUGACUGACCCACCGCCAAACCGGUCAUGCUGGAGGAUGUUGCAGGCAGCAGAACGUUCUCCACGGCGUCUCCAGACUCUGUCACGUCUGUCACAUGUGUUCAGUGUGAACCUGCUUUCAUCUGUGAAGAGCACAGGGCACCAGUGGCGAAUUUGCCAAUCUUGGUGUUCUCUGGCAAAUGCCAAACGUCCUGCACGGUGUUGGGCUGUAAGCACAACCCCCACCUGUGGACGUCGGGCCCUCAUACCACCCUCAUGGAGUCUGUUUCUGACCGUUUGAGCAGACACAUGCACAUUUGUGGCCUGCUGGAGGUCAUUUUGCAGGGCUCUGGCAGUGCUCCUUCUUGCACAAAGGCGGAGGUAGCAGUCCUUCUGCUGGGUUGUUGCCCUCCUACGGCCUCCUCCACGUCUCCUGAUGUACUGGCCUGUCUCCUGGUAGCGCCUCCAUGCUCUGGAAACUACGCUGACAGACACAGCAAACCUUCUUGCCACAGCUCGCAUUGAUGUGCCAUCCUGGAUGAGCUGCACUACCUGAGCCACUUGUGUGGGUUGUAGACUCCGUCUCAUGCUACCACUAGAGUGAACGCACCGCCAGCAUUCAAAAGUGACCAAAACAUCAGCCAGGAAGCAUAGGAACUGAGAAGUGGUCUGUGGUCACCACCUGCAAAACCAGUCCUUUAUUGGGGGUGUCUUGCUAAUUGCCUAUAAUUUCCACCUGUUGUCUAUUCCAUUUGCACAACAGCAUGUGAAAUGUAUUGUCAAUCAGUGUUGCUUCCUAAGUGGACAGUUUGAUUUCACAGAAGUGUGAUUGACUUGGAGUUACAUUGUGUUGUUUAAGUGUUCCCUUAAUUUUUUUAAGCAGUGUAUUAUACUCUGAAAUAUCUGUGUCAUUUAUAAUUUGUUCAUAUGUCUGAGUGCCAUUUGUGUGUGUUGUCAUGCCAUCAUGGGGUCUGAAGUUCCUGUUUUUCCUUCUCUUUUCUCAGGAGCACAUUAGUCCCAUUGCCUUCACCCUUCAGGAGCACGGGAGUCCUACUGCUGAAUUUGAAGCAGAGGUCAAAGAAGAAGAAAAAGAAGAUGAGGAGUCGUCGUCUAAAGCUAGCACUCCCAAGGUACAAUAUACUCUCAUCAUCUUUAGUCAUGGGAUUCCUCCUCGGACUCCAGACCUUGGUUCAGGUCAUUUAUUUAAAUACUUAUUUUCUGUGUAUUUGAGUAUUUUUAAAUAAUUACAUUUACAUUUUAGUCAUUUAGCAGACGCUCUUAUCCAGAGUGACUUACAGUUAGAGUGCAUACAUUAUUUUUCAUACUGGCCCCCCGUGGGAAUCGAACCCACAACCCUGGCUUUGCAAACGCCAUGCUCUACCAACUGAGCUACAUCCCUGCCGGCCAUUCCCUCCCCUACACUGGACAACGCUGGGCCAAUUGUGCGCCGCCCCAUAUGACCUACACUACUAUAAUGUGAAGUAUUUUAAAAUACUUUCCUAUUAAUAGCCUACUAUUUGAAAGUAUUGGCAAUAUUUCAAAUACCGAACAGACCUGGUGCAAAUGCAUGGGAGUAUUUUAAUAUUGUGUAAAUUCUAGUUGUCAAUUUGAUGAGGUCAUCUGAAAAGAUUUCACCCCAUGCUUCCUGAAGCACCUCCCACAAGUUGGAUUGACUUGAUGGGCACUUCUUACGUACCAUACGGUCAAGCUGCUCCCACAACAGCUCAAUAGGGUUGAGAUCCAGAGACUGUGCUGGCCACUCCAUUAUAGACAGAAUACCAGCUGACUGCUUCUUCCCUAAAUAGUUAUUGCAUAGUUUGGAGCUGUGCUUUGGGUCAUUGUCCUGUUGUAGGAGAAAUUGGCUCCAAUCAAGCGCCGUCCACAGGGUAUGGCAUGGCGUUGCAAAAUGGAGUGAUAGCCUUCCUUCUUCAAGAUCCCUUUUACCCUGUACAAAUCUCCCACUUUACCACCACCAAAGCAUCCCCAGACCAUAACAUUGCCUCCACCAUGCUUGACAGAUGGCAUCAAGCACUCCUCCAGCAUCUUUUCAUUUGGUCUGUGUCUCACAAAUGUUAUUCUUUGUGAUCCGAACACCUCAAACUUCGAUUCGUCUGUCCAUAACAGUUUUUCCAAAUCUUCCUCUGUCCAGUGUCUGUGUUCUUUUGCCCAUCUUAAUAUUUUAUUUUUAUUGGCCAUUCUGAGAUAUGGCUUUUUCUUUGCAACUCUGCGUAGAAGGUCAGCAUCUUGGAGUUGCCUCUUCACUGUUGACGUUGAGACUGGUGUUUUGCGGGUACUAUUUAAUGAAGCUGCCAGUUGAGGACCUGUGAGGCGUCUGUUUCUCAAACUAGACACUCUAAUGUAUUUGUCCUAUUGCUCAGUUGCGCACCGGGACCUCCCACUCCUCUUUCUAUUCUGGUUAGAGCCAGUUUGCGCUGUUCGGUGAAGGGAGUAGUACACAGCGUUGUACGAGAUCUUCAGUUUCUUGGCAAUUUCUCGCAUGGAAUAGCCUUCAUUUCUCAGAACAAGUAUAGACUGACGAGUUUCAGAAGAAAGUUAUUUUUUUCUGGCCAUUUUGGUUCUGUAAUCGAACCCACAAUUGCUGAUGCUCCAUAUACUCAACUAGUCUCAAGAAGGCCAGUUUUAUUGCUGCUUUAAUCAGCACAACAGUUUUCAGCUGUGCUAACAUAAUUGCAAAAGGGUUUUCUAAUGAUCAAUUAGCCUUUUAAAAUGAUAAACUUGGUUUAGCAAACACAACGUGCCAUUGGAACACAGGACUGAUGGUUGCUGAUAAUUGGCCUCUGUACGCCUAUGUAGAUAUUCCAUAAAAAAUCAGCCGUUUCCAGCUACAAUAGCCAUUUACAACAUGAACAAUGUCUACACUGUAUUUCUGAUCCAUUUUAUUUUAAUGGACAACAAAAUUGCUUUUCUUUCGAAAACAAGGACAUUUCUAAGUGACCCCAAACUUUUGAACCGUAGUGUAUACAUAAGUAUUCAGACCCUUUACUCAGUACUUUGUUGAAGCACGUUUUGACAGUGAUUACAGCAUCAAUUCUUCUUGGGUAUGACGCUGCAAGCUUGGCACACCUGUAUUUGGGGAGUUUCUCCCAUUCUUCUCUGCAGAUCCUCUCAAGCUCUGUCAGGUUGGAUGAGGAGCUUUGCUGCACAGCUAUUUUCAAGUCUCUCCAGAGAUGUUCGAUCGGGUUCAAGUCCGGGCUCUAGCUUGGCCACUCAAGGACAUUCAGAGACUUGUCCCGAUGCCACUCCUGCGUUGUCUUGGCUGUGUGCUUAGGGUCGUUGUCUUGUUGGAAGGUGAACCUUCACACCUGUCUGAGGUCCUGACUGACCUUCAUGUCUUAAAGUAAUGAUGGACUGUCAUUUCUCUUUGCUUAUUUGAGCUGUUCUUGCCAUAAUAUGGACUUGGUCUUUUACCAAAUAGGGCUAUCUUCUGUAUACCCCCCUACCUUGUCACAACACAACUGAUAGGCUCAAACGCAUUAAGAAGGAAAGAAAUUCCACAAAUUAAUUUUUAAGAAGGCACACCUGUUAAUUCAAAUGCAUUCCAGGUGACUACCUCAUGAAGCUGGUUGAGAGAAUGCCAAGUGUGCAAAGCUGUCAUCAAGGCAAAGGGUUGCUAUUUGAAGAAUCUCAAAUAUAAAAUAUAUUUUGAUUUGUUUAACACUUUUUUGGUUACUACAUGAUUCCAUAUGUGUUAUUUCAUAGCUUUGAUGUCUUCACUAUUAUUCUACAAUGUAGAAAACCCUUGAAAGAGUAGAUGUGUCCAAACUUUUGACUGGGAGUCUGUGUGUGUGUGUGUGUGUGUGUGUGUGUGUGUAUAGAUAGAUAUCUCCAAAUACUUAAUUCCAUAUGCCUUUGAAAGUAAUUGAAAUACACUAAAUAGUAUUUGAACCCAGGUCUACUGGACUCAUGUUUGACCACUGGACUGUACUAAUCACCUGUAUUUCUUCAGCAGGUGGAAUCCCCAGAGCCAGAACAGAGACCAGAGUCAACUGAGCCUCCCCAUGCUACCCCUCCUGCGCUACCUCCACAGACAACCUCCCCUCCACUCCCUGGACUGGACUUCUUCGAGUCAGACCCCUUCACUGACCGUGAGUUACCCCUCCACCUCUCAAAUAGUACAAUAAACUAACAGGAGCAAUUUCAAACUUGACAAACCUACUGUACAGUGAGGGGAAAAAAGUAUUUGAUCCCCUGCUGAUUUUGUACGUUUGCCCACUGACAAAGACAUGAUUCUUGUUGUUGGACGAGUUGGAUGAGGCGACGGGGUCGGCACCGUUUGACUUGGAAACAACCAGAGGUCCAAAAGAUCAUGACUGACUGCUCUCCCUCUUGUGUUCAUGUUUACAUCAACAAAACCACCACCUCCUUAUCACAUUCCCCCUCAUUAUUAAUGCGGUUAGCAGGCAGUCCUCUCCAGACAUGCACACGCACACACGUCAAACUACUCCUUACAGUGAGGGAAAAAAGUUUUUGAUCCCCUGCUGAUUUUGUACGUUUGCCCACUGACAAGGAAAUGAUCAGUCUAUAAUUUUAAUGGUAGGUUUAUUUGAACAGUGAGAGACAGAAUAACAACAAAAAAAUCCAGAAAAACACAUGUCAAAAAUGUUAUAAAUUGAUUUGCAUUUUAAUGAGGGAAAUAAGUAUUUGACCCCCUCUCAAUCAGAAAGAUUUCUGGCUCACAGGUGUCUUUUAUACAGGUAACUAGCUGAGAUUAGGAGCACACUCUUAAUACAUUUUGUUACGUUACAGCCUUAUUCUAAAAUUGAUUAAGUAAUGUUUUCCCUCAUCAAUCUACACACAAUACCCCAUAAUGACAAAGCGAAAACAGGUUUUCAGAUUUUUUUGCAAAUGUAUUAAAAAUAAAAAACAUACCUUAUUUACAUAGGUGUUCAGAGCCUUUGCUAUGAGACUAGAAAUUGAGCUCAGGUGCAUCCUGUGUCCAUUGAUCACCCUUGAGAUGUUUCUACAACUUGAUUGGAGUCCACCUGUGGUAAAUUCAAUUGAUUGGACAUGAUUUGGAAAAGCACACACAGUCUAUAUAAAGUUCCAACAGUUGACAGUGCAUGUCAGAGCAAAAACCAAGUCAUGAGGUCGAAGGAAUUGUCCGUAGAGCUCCGAGACAGGAUUGUGUCGAGGCACAGAUCUGGGGAAGGGUACCAAAACAUUUCUGCAGCAUUGAAGGUCCCCAAGAACACAGUGGCUUCCAUCAUUCUUAAAUGGAAGAAGUUUGGAACGACCAAGACUCAUCCUAGAGCUGGCCGCCCAAACUGAGCAAUCGGGGUAGAAGGGCCUUGGUCAGGGAGGUGACCAAGAACCCAAUGAUCACUCUGACAGAGCUCCAGAGUUCCUCUGUGGAGAUGGGAGAACCUUCCAGAAAGACAAUCAAGCGUCACGUCUGGAGGAAACCUGGCACCAUCCUUAUGGUGAAGCAUGGUGGCAGCAUCAUGCUGUGGGGAUGUUUUUCAGCGGCAGGGACUAGGAGACUAGUCAGGAUCGAGGGAAAGAUGAACAGAGCAAAGUACAGAGAGAUCCUUAAUGAAAACCUUGUCCAGAGCGCUCAGGACCUCAGACUGGGGCGACGGUUCACCUUCCAACGGUACAAUUGCCCUGAACACAAAGCCAAGACAACGCAGGAGUGGCUUCGGGACAAGUCUCAAUGUCGUUGAGUGGCCCAGCCAUAUCCCGGACUUGAACCCGAUCUAACAUCUCUGGAUAGGCCUAAAAAUAGCUGUGCAGCGACGCUCCCCAUCCAACCUGACAGAGCUUGAGAGGAUCUGCAGAGAAGAAUGGGAGAAACUCCACAAAUACAGGUGUGCCAAGUUUGUAGCGUCAUACCCAAGAAGACUCUAGGCUGUAAUCGUUGCCAAAGGUGCUUCAACAAAGUACUGAGUAAUAUUUCAGUUUUUUGUAAUAUAUACAGUUGAAGUCGGAAGUUUGCAUAUACUUAGGUUGGAGUCAUUAACACUCGUUUUUCAACCACUCCAAAAAUCUCUUGUUAAAAACUAUAGUUUUGGCAAGUCGGUUAGGACAUUUACUUUGUGCAUGACACAAGUAAUUUUUCCAACAAUUGUUUACAGACAGAUUAUUUCACUUAUAAUUCACUGUGUCACAAUUCCAGUUUACAUACACUAAGUUGACUGUGCCUUUAAACAGCUUGGAAAAUUCCAGAAAAUGAUGUUAUGGCUUUAGAAGCUUCUGAUAGGCUAAUUGACAUAAUUUGAGUCAAUUGGAGGUGUACGUGUGGAUGUAUUUCAAGGCCUACAUCAAACUCAGUGCCUCUUUGCUUGACAUCAUGGGAAAAUCCAAAGAAAAUUAGCCAAGACCUCAGGAAAAAAAAUUGUAGACCUCCACAAGUCUGGUUCAUCCUUGGGAGCAAUUUCCAAACGCCUGAAGGUACCAUGUUUAUCUGUACAAAAAAUAGUAUGCAAGUAUAAAACACCAUGGACCACGCAGCCAUCAUACCGCUCAGGUAUACCGCCUAGAGAUGAACGUACUUUGGUGCGAAAAGUGCAAAUCAAUCCCCGCACAACAGCAAAGGACCUUGUGCAGAUGCUGGAGGAAACCGGUACAAAGUAUCUAUAUCCACAGUAAAACGAGUCCUAUAUCGACAUAACCUGAAAGAAGCCACUGCUCCAAAACUGCCAUAAAAAAGCCAGACUACGGUUUGCAACUGCACAUGGGGACAAAGAUCGUACUUUUUGGAGAAAUGUCCUCUGGUCUGAUGAAACAAAAAUAGAACUGUUUGGCCAUAAUGACCAUUGUUAUGUUUGGAGGAAAAAGGGGGUAGCUUGCAAGCCGAAGAACACCAUCCCAACUGUGUAGCACAAGGGUGGCAGCAUCAUGCUGUGGGGGUGCUUUGCUGAAGGAGGGACUGGUGCACUUCACAAAAUAGAUGGCAUCAUGAGGAAGGAAAAUUAUGUGGAUAUAUUGAAGCAACAUCUCAAGACAUCAGUCAGGAAGUUAAAGCUUGGUCGCAAAUGGGUCUUCCAAAUGGACAAUGACCCCAAGCAUACUUCCAAAGUUGUGGCAAAAUGGCUUAAGGACAACAAAGUCAAGGUAUUGGAGUGGCCAUCACAAAGCCCUGACCUCAAUCCUAUAGAAAAUGUGUGGGCCGAAUUGAAAAAGCGUGUGCGAGCAAGGAGGCCUACAAACCUGACUCAGUUACACCAGCUCUGUCAGGAGGAAUGGACCAAAAUUCACCCAACUUAUUGUGGGAAGCUUGUGGAAGGCUACCCGACACGUUUGACCCAAGUUAAACAAUUUAAAGGCAUUGCUACCAAAUACUAAUUGAGUGUAUGUAAACUUCUGACCCACUGGGAAUGUGAUGAAAGAAAUAAAAACUGAAAUAAAUCAUUCUCUCUACUAUUAUUCUGACAUUUCACAUUCUUAAAAUAUAGUGGUGAUCCAAACUGACCUAAGACAGGGAAUUUUUACUAGGAUUAAAUGUCAGGAAUUGUGAAAAACUGAGUUUAAAUGUAUUUGGGUAAGGUGUAUGUAAACUUCCGACUUCAACUGUACAUUUGCAAAAAUUUCUAAAGCUAUAUUUGCUUUGUCUUUUAUGUGGUACUGACGAGGGGAAAAAACGAUUUAAUAAAUGUUAUACUAAGGCUGUAACGUAACAAAAUGUGUAAAAAGUUAAAGGGGUCUGAAUACUUUCCGAAUGCACUGUAUUUAUGUAAUGAAAGAUGAGUCCCAACUGAUUCUAUUGUCUGUCUUUCCUUCUCUGUCCGUGCAGAUGAUCCAUUUAAAGAUGAUCUAUUUGGAAAGGCAGAUGUUUCCGGUGAGUGAGUCUUGUUAACUCAAUAUAAGUUCAAUCAAUGCAGCUAUGCAUGUGAGCCACCAAAUCGGAUAUUUUCAUAUUAGCCUAUAUUUUGAAUGUAAAAACCUAUAAUGUAGCUGAUCUUCAUCAACAGAUCCGUUUGGAGGAGACCCAUUUAAGGGUACAGAUCCCUUUUCUGCUGACUCCUUCUUCAAGCAGUCUUCGACCGCCCCCUUCCCUUCUGCUGACCCCUUCACCCCCACCGACCCCUUCAGUGGCAGUGCCAGCCUAGUGGAGCCUGACCUGUUUGCAGCUCCGCUCAACAACGCUGCAGGACUGGACCCCUUCAGCUCCAAACCCAACAACAAGGCAGCCAGGGACCCCUUCAGCACCAAGGUCAACAACGUGGAUGCGGAUCCGUUUGGAUCCAAGAUGGACUCCCUGGCAGAGGCAGACCCGUUUGGCUCCCAGGGUACUGCAGGCCCGGAUCCCUUCAGCUGCUCCCAGCCAGGCUCUGAGCUCCCCACUGUGAGUGGGGCCAUCGUGCUGAACUGUCUAUAUGCCUCAGGAAUACUCAUUCAGGCAGUUCCCCAAUUUCCCCCCCAGUUCCUCCCCUUGCACCAGCACAUUGUGUUAAUUAUGCUCCCAGAUAGACCCAGUCUGUGCAUGGUAAUGAAGAAUUACUGUGCACUUGUUCCUUCUGUCCUUAAUUAUUCUAGCUAGGUGUGCACUUUUUGUAGGGUUAGAGUUGUAUAACUGACAUAUGUGUUUCCCAGAAGGAUCUCACUGCAGCAACCAAUGACCCUUUUGCACCUGGAGGCACUGCAGGAAAUACUGGCUCUGACCCAGGUAAGACUCCAGGGAUGGAGCCUACCUCUGGGGAGUGGGUGGUAGUGCAGAUGGUAGUACCCUGUCUGGCUAAACUGUGUGUGUUGUUAAACAAUGUCUACACAUUGUGUGUCCUUCAGAUCCAUUUGCUGCUGUGUUUGGCAACGAAUCAUUUGGAGUGGGAUUUGCGGACUUCAGCGCCCUGGCCAAGGUAAAGUCCUGAUUGGGUUCUCUAGUUGUCCUUGGUGUGUACCAUCAUGGCUGUGAUGUGAGGAGAACUAGGGAUCACUAGCUAUUAAUAGGGACAUUUGUUUAACCUCAAGUAGAUACAGUGAGGGGAAAAAAGUAUUUGAACCCCUGCUGAUUUUGUACGUUUUCCCACUGACAAAGAAAUGAUCAGUCUAUAAUUUUAAUGGUAGGUUUAUUUGAACAGGGAGAGACAGAAUAACAACAAAAGAAUCCAGAAAAACGCAUGUCAAAAAUGUUAUAAAUUGAUUUGCAUUUUAAUGAGGGAAGUAAGUAUUUGACCCCUCUGCAAAACAUGACUUAGUACUUGGUGGUAAAACCCUUGUUGGCAAUCAGAGGUCAGACGUUUCUUGUAGUUGGCCACCAGGUUUGCACGCAUCUCAGGAGGGAUUUUGUCCCACUCCUCUUUGCAGAUCUUCUCCAAGUCAUUAAGGUUUCGAGGCUGACGUUUGGCAACUCGAACCUUCAGCUCCCUCCACAGAUUUUCUAUGGGAUUAAGGUCUGGAGACUGGCUAGGCCACUCCAGGACCUUAAUGUGCUUCUUCUUGAGCCACUCCUUUGUUUCCUUGGCCUUGUGUUUUGGGUCAUUGUCAUGCUGGAAUACCCAUCCACGAACCAUUUUCAAUGCCCUGGCUGAGGGAAGGAGGUUCUCACCCAAGAUUUGACGGUACAUGGCCCUGUCCAUCGUCCCUUUGAAUGCGGUGAAGUUGUCCUGUCCCCUUAGCAGAAAAACACCCCCAGAGCAUAAUGUUUCCACCUCCAUGUUUGACGGUGGGGAUGGUGUUCUUGGGGUCAUAGGCAGCAUUCCUCCUCCUCCAAACAUGGCGAGUUGAGUUGAUGCCAAAGAGCUCGAUUUUGGUCUUAUCUGACCACAACACUUUCACCCAGUUCUCCUCUGAAUCAUUCAGAUGUUCAUUGGCAAACUUCAGACGGGCCUGUAUAUGUGCUUUCUUGAGCAGGGGGACCUUGCGGGCGCUGCAGGAUUUCAGUCCUUCACGGCAUAGUGUGUUACCAAUUGUUUUCUUGGUGACUAUGGUCCCAGCUGCCUUGAGAUGAUUGACAAGAUCCUCCUGUGUAGUUCUGGGCUGAUUCCUCACCGUUCUCAUGAUCAUUGCAACUCCACGAGGUGAGAUCUUGCAUGGAGCCCCAGGCCGAGGGAGAUUGACAGUUCUUUUGUGUUUCUUACAUUUGUGAAUAAUCGUACCAACUGUUGUCACCUUCUCACCAAGCUGCUUGGCGAUGGUCUUGUAGCCCAUUCCAGCCUUGUGUAGGUCUACAAUCUUGUCCCUGACAUCCUUGGAGAGCUCUUUGGUCUUGGCCAUGGUGGAGAGUUUGGAAUCUGAUUGAUUGAUCGCUUCUGUGGACAGGUGUCUUUUAUACAGGUAACAAGCUGAGAUUAGGAGCACUCCCUUUAAGAGUGUGCUCCUAAUCUCAGCUCGUUACCUGUAUAAAAGACACCUGUGAGCCAGAAAUCUUUCUGAUUGAGAGGGGGUCGAAUACUUAUUUCCCUCAUUAAAAUGCAAAUCAAUUUAUAACAUGCGUUUUUCUGGAUUUUUUUGUUGUUAUUCUGUCUCUCACUGUUCAAAUAAACCUACCAUUAAAAUUAUAGACUGAUCAUUUCUUUGUCAGUGGGCAAACGUACAAAAUCAGCAGGGGAUCAAAAACUUUUUUCCCUCACUGUAAGGAGUAGUUUGACGUGUGUGCAUGUCUGGAGAGGACUGCCUGCUAACCGCAUUAAUAAUGAGGGGGAAUGUGAUAAGGAGGUGGUGGUUUUGUUGAUGUAAACAUGAACACAAGAGGGAGAGCAGUCAGUCAUGAUCUUUUGGACCUCUGGUUGUUUCCAAGUCAAACGGUGCUGACCCCUUCGCCUCAUCCAACUCGUCCAACAACAAGAACCUGUUCAAGGAGGACAGCCAGCCUAGCAGCCUUGAUGUUCCCCCAGCCUUGCCCCCCAAGACAGGAACGCCCACCAGACCUCCCCCUCCACCCCCAGGUCAGUCCUCCUGCUGCUCCCAACUCUGGAAAGCUAAUUUUCUUUCAUGCUGUUUCUAGACUCUAUGUUGUUGUUGCUUUUCUGCUUCCAAUUGCAAGUAGCAGAAUGGCAUUGGUAUUCAAACAUGGAGGUUUCGAAGUCCAGAAGCCAAAGGCACAAUCCUAGUCAUAUUAGCAACCCAUCCUAGUUGUUGUGUCUUUAGAUUCCCCCUCUUUCUAAGUUUCUAACAGAGAUUUUCAUCUCUGUCACAUAUGGAACCGCUAUCAGGUGCGCUGUUUAGAAUGUUUUCCCAGGUGCUCUGUUUAAAAUGGUGUUUUCCAGCUAAUUGCAUUUUGGAAAAUGUUUUCAAAUAGGGUUGCAUGUUCUGUUAAGAUGCAUUACCAUCAUCGAAAUGUGAUUUCUGUCAUUCUGAGCACAAUGGUUGGACGCCCUAAUGGGUUAUGCACCCAAUGCAUAUGGGUCCGGUAAAUUUCUCAAAUGGCCGAUUUAAUAAAUAAAAAUCCCGAUCACGUUGUCCCGCGCCACAUUUUCCUAACGGAAACCCUGGCAUCUGGUGUGUGUCUGAUGUUUGUGUGUUUUUGAAUCCAGGUAAGAGAGCCGACAUCUCCAGGUCCGAGACGUCGGACACGUUCCACAGAAGGGGGCCCUUUCUGCCCCAGGGCUCAGGAGACACCCCUUUCUCCCAACCCGCCAAGGAUGCUGCCCAGGACCCCUUUGCCCCAUCCUCACCCCGCCAGCCCGCACGGGACCCAGACCGAUUUGCCAGCUUUGACAAAGUGAGAACCUCACCUGCCCCCUCUCCUCCUCCUGACUCCGACUAGGUCGCCCUCCUCUGUUUCCUUGCUCACAAGCCAUCCAUCAAAUAGCAGUCUCAGCCUCCAUCCAUAGCCAAACUCUCAAAUUACAUACAGUACCAGUCAAAAGUUUGGACACACCUACUCAUUCCAGGGUUUUUCUUUAUUUUUACUAUUUUCUACAUUGUAGAAUAAUAGUGAAGACAUUGAAACACAUAUGGAAUCAUGUAGUAACCAAAAAAGUGUAAAACAAAUCAAAAUAUAUUUUAUAUUUGAGAUUCUUCAAAUAGCCACCCUUUGCCUUGAUGACAGCUUUGCACACUCUUGGCAUUCUCUCAACCAGCUUCACCUGGAAUGCUUUUCCAACAGUCUUGAAGGAGUUCCCACAUAUGCUGAGCACUUGUUGGCUGCUUUUCCUUCACUCUGCAGUCCAACUCAUCCCAAACCAUCUCAAUUGGGUUAAGGUCGGGGGAUUGUGGAGGCCAGGUAAUCUGAUGCAGCCCUCCAUCACUCUCCUUCUUGGUAAAAUAGCCCUUACACAGCCUGGAGGUGUGUUGGGUCAAUGUCCUGUUGAAAAACGAAUGAUAGUCCCACUAAGCCCAAACCAGAUGGGAUGGCGUAUCGCUGCAGAAUGCUGUGGUAGCCGUGCUGGUUAAGUGUGCCUUGAAUUCUAAAUAAAUCACAGACAGUGUCACCAGCAAAGCACCCCCACACCAUAACACCUCCUCCUCCAUGCUUUACGGUGGGAAAUACACAUGCGGAGAUCAUCCGUUCACCCACACCGCGUCUCACAAAGACACGGCGGUUGGAACCAAAAAUCUCCUAUUUGGACUCCAGACCAAAGGACAAACUUCCACCGGUAUAAUGUCCAUUGCUUGUGUUUCUUGGCCCAAGCAGGUCUCUUCUUCUAAUUGGUUUCCUUUAGUAGUGGUUUCUUUGCAGCAAGUUGAUCAUGAAGGCCUGAUUCACACAGUCUCAUCUGAACAGUUGAUGUUGAGAUGUGUCUGUUACUUGAACUCUGAAUCAUUUAUUUUGGCUGCAAUUUCUGAGGCUGGUAACUAAUGAACUUAUCCUCUGCAGCAUAGGUAACUCUGGGUCCUCCAUUCCUGUGGCGGUCCUCAUGAGAGCCAGUUUCAUCAUAGCGCUUGAUUUUUGCAACUGCACUUGAAGAAACUUUCAAAGUUCUUAAAAUGUUCUGUAUUGACUAACCUUCAUAUCUUAAAGUAAUGAUGGACUGUCGUUUCUCUUUGCUUAUUUGAGCUGUUCUUGCAAUAAUAUGGACUUGGUCUAUUACCAAAUAGGGCUAUCUUCUGUAUUGGCUCAAAUGCAUAAAGAAGGAAAGAAAUUCAACAAGUUUAACUUUUAAGAAGGCACACCUGUUAAUUGUAAUGCAUUCCAGGUGACUACCUCAUGAAGCUGGUUGAGAGAAUGCCAAGAGUGUGCAAAGCUGUCAUCAAGGCAAAGGGUGGCUAUUGGAAGAAUCUCAAAUGUAAAAUACAUUUUCAUUUGUUUAACACAUUUGUGGGGUUACUACAUUCCAUAUGUGUUAUUUCAUAGUUUUGAUGUCUUCACUAUUAUCCUACAAUAUAACAAAUUGUACAAAUAUAGAAAAACCCUUGAAUGAGUAGGUGUCUAAACUUUGGACUGGUAUUGUACCUACCUGAGGAGCAUUUAUUAAAUCCUUAAGGAAAUAUAGAUGUAUUUUAUACAUUGCAUUAUUUUAAAUGCAUUCCUUUGUUUUGCUAAAGAGAAGUCCCUUCUAUGGUUUUCUGUAAAUAUUUUGUAUAUUCAUUCUUCCUUUAUGUAUCCCUUAGUCCUUUAUUGUCAAUGUUAUGCUUCUUUAUGUGAAGUUUAUUUAUAUUUAUAAACUGGGUGGUUCGAGCACUGAACUGGCUGACACCCGUGGUGUAUCAGACCGUAUACCACAGGUAUGACAAAACCCUUUAUGUUUACUGCUCUAAUUACGUUGUUAACCAGUUUAUAAUAGCAAUAAGGAACCUCAGGGGUUUGUGAUAUAUGGCCAAUAUUCCACACCUCCUUGGACCUUAUUGCUUAACUUUAAUUACAUUUGUUUAUUUCUAAAUUGAACUUUAAUUCAGACUUGUAAUUGAUGUUCCCUCAAAUAACUUGCACUGCCUUAACUUUACUCCUUUAAUAGUGUAGCUGUAGGUAUGUAUUAAUAAACAUAUUAUAAUAUAUUUAAAAUGGAUAACAUUUUCACUGAGUGACCUUAGUCACCACUAACUGGACUUCAGGCACACACCAAAUCUUCCUCUUCAUGACGCAUAGCCUUCAGGAGCCCCUGGUUGGCUGUGGAUGGAAAGGCUAGACUGCUUGCUUUGGCUCUUGUGAUGUAAAUGUAGUUAGCACACCCACAGAAAGGACAAAAGGCUUGACCGAGCUCCUACUCCUCCUGCUCCCUCUACUGCCUCCACCCUGCAUGACCUGCACCCUGCCCUGCACGCACUUUGUCCUUGUGUCUGAUUGGCUGGCUCCCGAUGACCCUCUACAGAUCUUCCUCCAUCACCCUCUCACUCUGACUGGAAGCACUCCUCCGUCUGCAUCCCACCAUUCAUCCUGCCAUCACCACUCACGCAACCAAGCACUGUGGAAGAAAGAUUUCUGCGCUCUCUGGGUCUUUACUCAUCUCUUCCUCAGUCAAAUUAUCUCAAUAAAACAUCUUAUGGGCCCCAUGUAUAUCCAUAUUCACCAGGUUGAUUUACCACAGAUUGCUGAUGUUUGCAAAUUUUUACGUUCUAUUAUGAUGCAUCAAUUCUGAUGUAAUCAAAUCCCGGAUUGAAUUAUGACUUGAGCUGUAAAAAAUAAACAUAAUCGGUUUCUUCCGAAUUCACAAACCUAGUUUUACUUGCUUCGUAUAAGCAUUUAUGGAUGUUGGUUAGAUCUGUUGUAUUUGAUCAAGGUAAGAUGUUACAGUAUUUUGAUAUACUUUGAAGUUACUUUGCCAUUUUCCCACAAUCAUGUUACAUCCAUCACCAACCAUUUAUAUUAAAUGUGAAUAACUGCAUGUUAGACAAGGCUGGAACAUCUACACGUACUUUACCAUCCAAUUCAACAGAUCUAUUGACACAGUAAAGUAAACGUAGCAGUGCUAUGUUGUUCAUAACCGCCUGUAUACUUUUUCUGAGACAUUUACGCCAUCUACAGUAUAUUUUGUCCAGGUUGUAAAUCCACUGUAAUUCAAUCUCCUGCUGUACUGUCAGACUGUAUCCCAUGAUUGAUUAAUGGGUCACAACUGUCGAAGUCACUCAAUUCAUAAUGAGCAAUGUGAAUCAGGACCUGCUUUCUCUCUCUCUUUCUACUAACCACAUCUCACUCUCUCUACCAACCACAUAUCUCUCUCUAACACAUCUCUCCACCACAUCAACUUUAGUGCUAAGAAAUAUACAUUGGCAAUCUCAGAGCCAAUAGUCAGUAUAUUGCAGUACUAUACUGUAUUAAUUUGUGUUCACAUCGGUAUAGAUGGGACACUGCAGAACCAGGCGUGCUUCUCAUCGUGUGUGCUCUAAACACUAUUAUGAACUGGGUGGUUUGAGCCCUGAAUGAUGAUUGGUUGACACCCAUGGUAUAUGGGGCGGCAGGUAGCUUAGUGGUUAAGAGCGUUGUGCCAGUAAUCGAAAGGUCGCUGGUUCUAAUCCCCGAGCCGACUAGGUGAAAAAUCUGUCGAUGUGCCCUUGAGCAAGGCACUUAACCCUAAUUGCUCCUGUAAGUCGCUCUGGAUAAGAGCGUCUACUAAAUGACUAAAAUGUAAAAUGUAUAUCCGACCGUAUACCACAGGUAUGACAAAACAAUUUUUACUGCUAUGGCUAAGGGCUGUAUCCAGUGCGUCAAGCGUAAGAACAGCCCUUAGCCGUGGUAUAUUGGCCAUAUACCACACCCCCUCGGCCCUAAUUGCUUAAAUAUACCAGAUUUCAUAAUCCCACUGUCUAAAAUGUGCAUGAUGUGUCUGUUGCUGUGUGAAAUUGACCUGUGAAUGCUGUACUCCUGUCACUUGCAGACAUGCUUUACAGCUGUACAGGGAUUUCAGCCACUCAAUUGCCCCCCUAUCACUGAUCUGGAGCUAAUACAUGUGAUGUAUGUUCAUGUUAAACAUUUAUAAUAGGAAAUUGCAACCGUUCGCUUUUGGAACAGACAAAAAGCUCUAUUGAAAUGCAUAGAAUGGUGCAGCUUACCAUAAACAAUGGAUGUCAAGGGGAUCAGUAUGCUGCUGCUGCUGCAGUGAAAUGGCUUAAUACAGGACAGUUCAGAACCUGCUGAGGUCCUGUAAGUGUGUGUCAAGAUGGGGGAGGUUGAGUGCAGUGGCCACCAUCGGGGGGGAAUGUAGAAUAUGCUGCGUCUGAGGUGUUCUGACGGGUUUGUGUGUGUGUGUUUCUAUGUGGUGUGAAGCAGCAGUACCAUACUGAGGAGGACAUGAUUGAGUGGGCGAAGAGGGAGAGUGAGCGGGAGGAGAAAGAGCGCCUGACCAGACAGGCACAACAGGAGCAAGAGGAUCUGGAGCUGGCCAUUGCCCUGAGCAAGUCAGAGUUCUCCUGAAAGACUCCCGGUCGCCCUGUGUGACCUAUCACUAACCAAAGGAAGGAGGGAGGGGUGGGAGAACUGAACUAAACGGCCUACUCGGACCCAAUGAAGAGAUGUUGAGUAUUGGCUCCUCCCACCCAUUAACCCCCUAAUUUUCUCCUAACCUCUCAUUUUGUUUCGCUCAUUAUUGGCAUUUUCAGUUUGUUUUCAUUGGUGUUUGGCCAAGUGGUGGGUAUAGAACUGUGAUAUUCUCUGUUAGACUUCAAUAGCCCUCGUACAGUAAAUAUACAUGGAGAUUGUUAAGUAUAUCUAUACAGACCUAAUUGUUAAUAACUAACUGCAAAAGUUCUGCCCCUGUUUGCAAUGCUCUUGUCUAGAAGCCUGCUCAGACCCAGACCACCAGAUAGUAUUGAGCACUUAUGGUAACCAUUUCUCCCUGAGAUUGAAUGCAAGAGUGUUGAGCUUUAAAGUUAUGAACUACAAAAAUGGCUAACACAACAUGCCUUUUUUUCCUGUCUUCCCACUUGUUUUUUCUUUUUGAAAAUAUGAAUUUUAUGAUAUGAUUAACUCUAACAAGAUACUAAGAGUAAUGUUCAUCUAAUUAAUCUGGGUGUAAACCAAUGUCAAAUUGUAAUCCAUAUGUGAUUCAUUUGGCUAUACACCAGACAUGUACAAUAUGUGGUGAAUUAGAUUUCAUGUCUGAGUUGAGGAUUUGCUCGUGCUUGUGUAAAAACAGUUAUUCUUAGAGAUGACCUGACAUAUGUCCUUACGUGAGUAGCCAUUUUAUGUAUAGAGUAGCGGAAGUCAAACAGUGCAGAGGGUAGAAAGGGAAAAGAGGAGAUCCCGCUUCAGAUAAACACUGUUAAUCCAUGCAUUAGGUCAUGGUGGUUGUCAUGACUACUUUGACUACACUUAACUUGAUUUGAAUUUGUGCGUAUAUUUCUAAUCACCAUACUAUAGGUUGUUCACCUUUUUCUCAACUCUUCCUCUCUUCAACGUGCCCUUAAAUUCAUCUUUAUAUCCCAAACACCAGGCAGUGAACAA
Molecule: messenger RNA, 41518 nt
Organism: Coregonus sp. 'balchen'
Lineage: Eukaryota; Metazoa; Chordata; Actinopteri; Salmoniformes; Salmonidae
Source: the annotation of a GenBank genome assembly